ACCAUGGAGAGAGGGAGAGAGAGAGAGAUAUGUCGUCGUUUGAUACAUUCAGCAACGACGGCGACGAGGUGAUGAGGAGCUCGACUCGCCCUUUCGACGACGACGGAUACAUAGGCUACGACCCUCGCUUGCCGUCCCAGCGUUACGAAUCUUACUCAAAUUUUGCCGCAGAGGAAGAAGGCAAGGUGGAAGACGUAAUCGACGAACCUCCACCUUCGUCUGGUUUUCAUGACACUUACCCCGCCGAAGAUGAGGUUGCAGUUCAUCAUGUCUCCCAUUCCUUCGACGGCAUCCCACCUUCUCCUGAAAUCUAUGGCUUCGAUGUUCCAAACCCCGAUUAUUCGUCUUCUCCCUUCUCUGGAAUGCCCCAAUCGAAUGGGAAUGGAAAGCCUUACGACAUUGGUGCCGACGACGAUGGUUUAUUCACAUCCGACGGGCCGAUGCUUCCCCCUCCGGAAGAAAUGCAGGAGGAAGGAGCUGCUCUUCGUGAAUGGCGCCGUCAAAAUGCCAUUCAUCUCGAGGAGAAGGAGAAGAGGGAGAAGGAGAUGCGGACCCAGAUUAUUGUGGAAGCUGAAGAAUAUAAACAGGCUUUCUAUGAGAAAAGGAUACUCAACUGUGAGACCAACAAAGCUAAUAAUAGAGAAAGAGAAAAGCUUUACUUGGCAAAUCAAGAGAAGUUCCACAAAGAUGCGGACAAGCAAUACUGGAAAGCAAUAGCAGAGCUCAUCCCUCACGAGGUCGCCAAUAUUGAGAAGAGGAGAGGAAAGAAAGACCAAGAAAAGAAACCAUCAAUUGUGGUAAUCCAAGGUCCAAAGCCUGGGAAGCCUACUGAUCUUUCAAGGAUGCGGCAGAUACUCCUGAAGCUGAAGCACACCCCUCCACCUCACAUGAUACCUCCCCCACCUGCACCUGCGAAGGAUGGUAAGGAAGCCAAGGAUGGCAAGGAAGCCAAGGAUGGGAAAGGAGCCAAGGAUGGGAAGGAUGUCAAAGGUGGAAAAGGUGCUUCACCAACUGCAGUGGAAGCUGCAGCCGGAGACACACCUGCUGCUAAAGACAUUGCCGUUAAUGGUGCCCCGGUCUCAUCCAUUCAGGAAGCUCCUGCUGUAAUUGAGGACCAGCCUGCUACAGAGCCCGAGCCAGCCGUCCAUGCAUGAUUGUGAUGGCAUAAGAUGGAAUUUUCUGCCCCUUUCCCUUUGAAGUACGGCAACCGACAGGCUUUACCAGUGUACCACACUGGUACCUUCUUUUUGGAAGGGUUUCUCGUGAUUGAACAAUGCAUUUAUAAUCAGAUUGUCAAUGUUAACAAUGACUAAUUCAUUUUUUGGUGAGACUGACAGUUUGGAAUGGAAACUCAAGAGUUUGGGUAACA
Telopea speciosissima is the source of this 1369-nucleotide messenger RNA. RefSeq names its product clathrin light chain 2-like. Gene Ontology annotation, cellular component: clathrin coat of coated pit; clathrin coat of trans-Golgi network vesicle; plasma membrane. Bases 30 to 1154 code for a protein of 374 amino acids. Gene Ontology annotation, biological process: clathrin coat assembly; clathrin-dependent endocytosis; intracellular protein transport. The transcript is spliced from 5 exons. The record is from RefSeq and is a predicted model, not a curated record. NCBI's taxonomy places the organism in Eukaryota, Viridiplantae, Streptophyta, Magnoliopsida, Proteales, Proteaceae. Gene Ontology annotation, molecular function: structural molecule activity; clathrin heavy chain binding.